AUGGGGGUCGAGUAUGUUCGUUCAGUACAUGGUCUGCUCAGUAUUAUCAUUAUGGUAUGUUUGGUAUCCUUUAUCAUUUGAUAGAAUUAUAGAGCUUGUUUUAUAGUGGUACUAGGACGUUAUUGUUGAGGUUUUCCAAGAAAACGACCAAAGAAAGCCUUAAAACAAUAAAGGUCAAUAAAACUGUAGAAUUUUCCGAAAUGACUGGAAAUUAACAUUAAUGUUAUUGUACAGCAGUAGUAAAGUAAAAUGACUUUAGAUACUGGGUUCAGCGGCGAUGUUCGCCGGUUACUUUGUGUGGAACGAUGGCUCAGUGUACUUCUUGUUCUACCUUUCUAGCGUACCAUUAGUCACACUCAUUCUUAUCUUAUUAGUUGUAUGUUGGUUUACUACUGCGAUGAUUAUGGCCGCUCAAGUAAUUGGAAAAGAUUUGUUAGAAAAAAUGGGUAAAGCCAAGGUAACCGCGAUUACAAUAGAGUAAUUUUGAUGACUGUAUAUUUUAUGCAGUAAGAAGAAACUGCAGGUUUUGAAUGUAAUUUUUAUACAUCAUCUAAGUAGAGUAAUAUAUACUACUUACCUAAAGUCAUAUGCGUUAAAAGUUUUUACAUUUGUUACAGGUACUAAUCAUACACACUAUAACAGCAAUACUAAUCUUGGGAGCGGCUGUUUGUAACUGUUACAAUCUGUCCAGUACAGAAAAAGGGUACUUUUACUACCCGCGGAUGAUAGCUGUAGUUGUAAGUUUUUAAACUUCUAGUUUUGAACUUUUAGGCACUUUCUUAUUAUUUGAAGACCCAAAAUAUGACCUUAUAAACGCAUAGUCAAACUAAUGUAUAAACAAUUUUCACCUUCAUUUUACAAUCGCUUAUUUAGGUAUGUUGCUUCCUGAUGUUGGUGGGAUAUAUCGGACAGAUUGCCUUUGUAAUCAUGCAGUAA
This is a messenger RNA of Bursaphelenchus okinawaensis, 936 nucleotides long. The record is from the annotation of a GenBank genome assembly. NCBI's taxonomy places the organism in Eukaryota, Metazoa, Nematoda, Chromadorea, Rhabditida, Aphelenchoididae.